Messenger RNA from Postia placenta MAD-698-R-SB12, 2541 nucleotides. RefSeq lists its product as hypothetical. The record is from RefSeq and is a predicted model, not a curated record. Gene Ontology annotation, cellular component: cytoplasm; HOPS complex; endosome. The transcript is spliced from 14 exons. Bases 1 to 2541 code for a protein of 846 amino acids. Lineage: Eukaryota; Fungi; Basidiomycota; Agaricomycetes; Polyporales; Adustoporiaceae. Gene Ontology annotation, biological process: intracellular protein transport; endosomal transport; vacuole fusion, non-autophagic. Gene Ontology annotation, molecular function: actin binding.
AUGACGGACCAUCCGACGACAUCAUGGGAGGCCAUGCAAGACGGAAAUGCCUUCUACAGGCGGCACCAAAUAUACUCCAUACCGGGCAAGCUACCUAAUCUCGGAGACUUCAUAACUGCAGGAUGUCGUUAUGGGGGCCCUCUAGCCCUGAUGCGAGACACGACGAAGCUGGUCGCGCUCGGUCGUGCCACGCCAUCGUUUGCGAAGGCUCAGAUUCAAAUAUAUUCAUCGGCAGGGGAAGGAAUCCUCGUACUCAGUUGGGACCAGGGCAAGAUCAUUCGUUUUGGAUGGACCGGCGACGAGCGGUUGGUCGUGCUGAAUGAAGAGGGAGCAUACCGCUUGUACGAUUUGCAGGGCGACUACGAACAAUACUCCCUUGGCAGUGAAGCUGCAGAGAUGGGCGUCCUCGAUGCACGUAUACAUGAGAACGGCAUCGUUGCGCUAACCGGCUCGCUUACAUUGGUGGAAGUCCGAGACUGGGCGGGCGGAAAACCGCUAACACUCGCUAAUUCCGGCCUCACGCAGCCACCGCAUUCAUGGGCGGUGAUCCCUCCGGACUUGACUAUUUCAAGGCAUGUCGAGGUGCUGAUGUCCGUGGAGUCGACUAUCUACAGUGUGGAUAAUCUCGAGAGCAUAGACCAGCAACUUUCUCGAGGUCCAUUCACGCAUCUAGCGCCGUCACCUAACGGCAAGUCUCUGGCGCUCCUGACGUACUCGGGGCUCCUGUGGGUUGUGUCGACGGAUUUCCAGAGAAGUCUAGCAGAAUUCAACACGGCUAAUGCUCCUGGUGCCGAGGGCGAAAUUCGUCAAGUCGAGUGGUGCGGGAACGAUGCCGUACUUGUGACGUGGGAUACGUUGGCGCUACUGGUCGGGCCUUUCGGCGACACGCUCCAGUAUUUCUAUUCCGGGCCCACCUUCGCUGUCACGGAGAGCGAUGGGAUCCGUCUAGUAGGUCCAGACAGUUGCGACUUCGUCCAGAAGGUUCCAGUAUCGUCGGUUUCGGUGUUCCGGCCCGGUUCCACCUCGCCGUCUGCAAUUCUGUACGAUGCCUGGGAGAAUUUUACUCGCCGUUCGCCCAAAGCCGACGAGAGCAUCCGAAAUAUCCGCCCAGAACUCGGUGCUGCGGUGAACGAGUGUAUAGAUGCUGCCGGACGGGAAUGGGAGCCUGUCUGGCAACGCCGACUGCUCAGUGCGGCGAAAUUCGGACAAGCAUUUCUAGAUUUGUAUGACCCAACGGACCUCGUGCAAAUGGGGCAGGCCUUAAAAGUUUUAAAUGCCGUGCACUAUUAUGAAAUCGGUAUACCCAUUACAUAUGCUCAAUAUAUCCAGUUAUCCCCAUCACAUCUCAUCAACCGGCUGACCUCUCGCAGUUUACAUCUUCUAGCCCUGCGCAUAUCGUCAUAUCUGUCACUGAAGCCCCACGCAGUUCUCAAACACUGGGCGUGCGCUAAGAUUGUGCGUGCUAGGCCGACGGCUACCGGAUCAGGCAGGGAUGCGGAGCUUGAUGGUGAUGAUGCCGUAUGCAAGUCUAUCGUGGAGAAGUUCGAGAAGCUUGGCGGGGAUGAUGUUAGCUAUGCUGACAUCGCGAAGCGCGCCUGGGAAGUCGGGCGCGCUGAAUUGGCCACGAAGCUUCUGGAUCAUGAGCCGCGCGCAUCAGACCAGGUUCCUCUUCUUUUGAGCAUGAAGGAGGACCGCCUUGCCCUCACGAAGGCGGUGGAGGGCGGCGACACAGACCUUGUGUAUCAUGUCUUACUGCAUUUGCAGAGGAGACUUCCGCUGGGUUCCUUUUUCCGUCUGAUCGAAGAGGGCGGAGACAGACUUGCCCCGGCAAGCAAGCUUUUGCAGGUCUAUGCUCGGGAACAGAACCGAGAGAUGCUCCGUGACUUCUACUACUCCGAUGACCGGCGGGUGGAGAGUGCUGUUCUCUGUCUGGAGGAAGCAGCUACGAUGCAGGAUCCUACCGCCAAAAUCACUUCGAUCAAAGCUGCUCAGAAGUUCUUCUCAGAAGAUAAGGAACGGGGCUUUGAGGCUAGGACGAUGGAGGAGUACUCGAGGCUCCUGAACACACAGCAGCAAUUGGAGAAAGAAGCAGACGGAAAGAUCUCGUUCUUCGGCUUGAGUGUGAACGAGACGAUCCGAAUAUGUCUCACCAACGGCAUGUCGAAGCGGGCAGAUAAGAUUAAGUCGGACUUCAAGGUUCCAGACAAACGGUUCUGGUAUGUGAAGUUGAAGGCCUUAACGGCGAUCAGAGACUUCGACGGCCUGGAAGCAUUCGCUCGUUCGAAGCGCAGCCCUAUUGGCUACGAAGCAUUUGUCCGCCACCUUGCCGAGAAGGGGCACUUGAAAGAGGCUGCGUCGUACGUGCCUCGCUGCGACGCGCAUAAGCGUGUGGAUCUAUACGUGGUCUGUGGCGAGUGGAGGAUGGCUGCCAAGGAGUGCAAGGACCGAGGCGACAGGGCGAAGCUUGAACAACUCAGGAAGUCAUGCCCGAACUCGCUCAUCGCAAGAGAGCUAGAGCAGGUAGCUGCAUCUAUGAAGUGA